Molecule: messenger RNA, 1797 nt
Organism: Dictyostelium purpureum
Lineage: Eukaryota; Evosea; Eumycetozoa; Dictyosteliales; Dictyosteliaceae
Exons: 2
Coding region: 1-1797 (598 amino acids)
Cellular component (GO): nucleolus
Molecular function (GO): GTP binding
Source: RefSeq, a predicted model, not a curated record
AUGGGUAAACAUAGAGCCAGUAAACGUCAAAGUUUACAUCAUAAACAUAAAGUUGAAAAAAAAGUAGCAGAACACAGACGUAAGGUUAGAAAAUUUGCCAAGGAACAUCCAGAAUUAAAUAAAGCAAAGAAGGAUCCAGGUAUUCCAAAUUUAUGGCCAUUCAAAGAAGAUUUAUUAACAAAGAUUGAAAAUCACAAACAACAAUUAAGUGAAGAAAAGAAGAAAAAGAAAGAACAAAGAAGACUUGAACAAAUGGCAUCAGCAAGAAAAGAUGUUGCAUCAAUGGUUCAAGAUGCUAAAAGACGUGAAAGUGAAUUUGAAAGAAAACAAGAAGAAUUAGAAGAAAGAAUGUCAAAAGGUACUUUUGAAAAAGAAAGAUCAGAUAAUUCAUUAAGAUCAUUCUACAGAGAAGUUAAAAAGGUUAUUGAAGCAGCAGAUGUUAUUAUUCAAGUUUUAGAUGCCCGUGAUCCAAUGGGUUGUCGUUGUCUCGAUAUCGAAAAAAUGAUUCUCGAAAGAUACACAAACAAAAAAAUUGUUUUAGUUUUAAACAAGAUCGAUUUAGUUCCACGUGAAAACGUUCAAAUGUGGCUUAAGUAUCUUCGUAAUUUCUACCCAACUCUUGCCUUCAAAUGUUCCACCCAAAACCAACGUCGUAAUCUCGGUCAAAGUUCAAUCAAUGCCGAAACAGCCACCCAAGACGCUCUUAAUAGCACUGAAAGUUUAGGUGCCGAACAACUUUUACAAUUAUUAAAAAAUUACAGUCGUUCUUUAAAUAUCAAGACUUCAGUUUCAGUUGGUAUCAUUGGUUACCCAAAUGUCGGUAAAAGUUCAUUAAUUAAUUCAUUAAAGAGAACCCGUUCAGUUGGUGUUGGUGCUACUCCAGGUUUCACAAAGAUUGCUCAAGAAGUUCAUUUAGAUAAAAACGUUAAAUUACUCGACUCACCAGGUAUUGUUCCAGUUAAAGGUAAUGUCGACGAAAAUAUUAUUCUCCGUAAUGUUGUCAAACUCGAAAAAGUUGCUGAUCCAAUUGCACCAGUAGAAGCUAUCCUUCAACGUUGUUCACAAAAACAAAUUCUCGAAAUCUACGAAAUUGCUGAAUUCUCUUCAACUGUCGAGUUUUUAUCACAAGUCGCAAAUAAACGUAAGAAAGUAGGAAAAGGUGGUAUUGCUGAUUUACAUGCUACUGCUCUCAGUGUCAUUCGUGAUUGGACUGGUGGUAAAAUUCCAUUCUAUACCCAACCACCUAAAAUUCAAGUUAAAUCAACUAUUGUUAAUCAAUUCUCUGAUGAACUUAACAUUGAUCAAACCGAUCUUUUAUCAACUAUUUCAAAUGCUGGUACCUCAUUCGCUUCACUUAAAUCAUCAGAACCAGUUGUUGGCGAUUUAGACGAAUCAUUAUUUGAUGAAGAAGAUGAAGAUGAUGAAGAAGAAAUGGAAGAAGAUGAUGAUGAAGAAGAAAUGGAAGAUGAAGAAGAAGAAGAAGAAGACGAGGAAGAAAUGGACGAAGACGAAGAUGAUGAUAUGGAUUUACUUCGUUAUCAACAACAAAAACAAAUUGUUCAAUCCAAAGUUACUAAACAAGUUUCAAAUAAUAAAGCUAAAGUUCAAAAUCUUAAAGAUGAAAACGACCAAUAUAAUCCACAACAAAAUAAAAGCCUCAAAAAGCAAAACAAAAAACUUAAAAAGAAAUUCGGUAUCGUUUCACUUAACAACACUAAACAAGAUUAUAGCGACGAUGAUGAACAAGUCGACGAUAAUGAAGAUGAUGAAGAUAUUGAUGAAGGUGAAGUUUUUUAA